This is a messenger RNA of Colletotrichum graminicola M1.001, 1002 nucleotides long. Its product is annotated as dihydrodipicolinate synthetase. Gene Ontology annotation, molecular function: 4-hydroxy-tetrahydrodipicolinate synthase activity. The transcript has a single exon. The record is from RefSeq and is a predicted model, not a curated record. NCBI's taxonomy places the organism in Eukaryota, Fungi, Ascomycota, Sordariomycetes, Glomerellales, Glomerellaceae. Bases 1 to 1002 code for a protein of 333 amino acids.
AUGUCUCCUUCAGCCAGCGGGAACUCCUAUCACAACGACGAUGACUCGGGCCACCGUUCAAGACCGGCUUUGAUGCCGGGGCUUUACGUGCCAACGGUAGCAUUUUUUCGUUCCGACGACUCGGUAGAUGUUGAAACGACCACCUCCCAUGCCGUCCGUUUAGCCAAGGCGGGUGUUGCUGGCCUCGUCACCCACGGUUCCAACGGUGAAGCUGUGCAUCUUGAUCACGCCGAAAGACAGCUCAUCAACCAAACCACACGAGCAGCGCUUGACUCGGCCGGAAGAAGCAACCUUCCUCUACUGGUCGGCUGCGGUGCACAGUCAACAAGAGAGACCAUCCAGUUCUGCAAAGAAGCCGGGGCAUCAGGCGGUGACUACGCUUUGGUUCUUCCACCGGCAUACUACGGAGGCCUUCUCACUACCGAGCACAUACUUCAACACUUCAGAGACGUCGCAGACGCCAGCCCCAUCCCCAUUCUCAUCUACAACUACCCGGGCGCCUGUAGCGGUCUGGAUCUCAACUCAGAUACAAUCAUUGCCCUCUCAGAGCACCAUAAUAUUGUCGGCGUGAAGCUGACCUGCGGUAAUACGGGAAAGUUGGCGCGGAUAGCCGCUGCGACAGCUCCAAAGAAAGGAGAUACGGGCGCCCCGUUCCGUACGUUUGGCGGCAGUGUCGAUUUCACCCUCCAAAUGCUGGUCGUUGGGGGCCAUGGCAUCAUUGGGGGAACUGGCAACAUCGCACCUCUAGCUUGUAUGAAGGUCAUGGACCUAUGGAACGAGGGGAAACUAAUAGAGGCAAGGGAGCUUCAAGCCGUCGUUGCUCGUGGUGACUGGACAGCGAUCCAGGGUGGGUUCGUUUCGGUCAAGGCAGCCCUCCAAGAGUACUAUAACUACGGAGGUCUUCCAAGGAAGCCCUGUGCUUUGCUAGAGGGGGAGAGACUCGCCAAGCAGCUUGAUGAAUUCGCUGAACUGGUAGCUGUUGAGGCAGCCUUGCAAAAAUGA